AACCUCCAAACCUCCGGGAAACACCCCCAAAACUGCAAGAGGAUCCACUCGGGAGGAAAUCGGCUCUGUCUGCUCACUCACUCACUCGAUCACGAAACUAAGCGGCCGAGCUCCGUGCCCCGGCGGAACCGGCGCGCCGCGGCCGCGUUUCCGAGGGGCGCCGGGUGCCGCCGCGACGCGCCGGUGCGCCACUGUUCCCCUUCCCCCGCGCGCAACAUGGCGGCGCCCAGCCCGCUCCUGGCCUGGUGCGUCCAGCACCUGCGCGGCGACUUCGGGCUGGACGUGAGCGAGGAGGUCGUGCGGUACAUCUUGUCGAUAACGAACGAGGAUGAGAUCCGGGAGUACGUCAUUGACCUCAUUCAGGGGACCGACGGGAAGAAGAGUCGGUUCGUAGAAGAACUGCUGGCCAGGUGGCGGAAAUCCUCUCAGCUGCCUGCGGAGCCUUUACCGGCGUAUCGGAAAAAGGAUGAGACUUCAGAAGUGCCUCGGGCUGGAGACCAGGCGAAAAAGGGUAAACGCAAAGGAAGGAACAAACAGGAAACACCUGCGUAUGCUGAGCCAAGUAUACAUGUAGAGGAAGUAAAAACCCCCCUUGACCUGGCCAAGGCACAGGAGACCGGCAGUGGAGUCAACAGCAGUAGUAAUUCCUCCAAGAAGAAGGCCAAAUAUGUUAACCUGUAUACCAAGGAAGGACAAGACAAGCUGGCUGUCCUGAUCCCUGGGCGUCACACCUGCGAGUGCCUGGGCCAGAAGCACAAGCUCAUCAACAACUGUUUGGUUUGUGGGCGCAUUGUCUGCGAGCAGGAGGGCUCAGGACCCUGCCUGUUCUGUGGGGCGCUGGUGUGCACUAAAGAAGAGCAGGACAUUCUUCAGAGGGACUCAAACAAGAGCCAGAAGUUGCUGAAGAAGCUCAUGGCAGGUGCUGAAAGUUCAGGGAAUUUGGAAGCUAUAAGCAAGGACUUACUGCCUCGACAAGAAGCUAGACUCAAAGCAGGCCUGGAGAUGGCUGUGAAACACAAAGACAAGUUGUUGGAAUUUGACAGGACAAGUGUGCGUCGGACCCAGGUCAUCGACGACGAAUCGGAUUACUUUGCUACGGACUCCAACCAGUGGCUUUCCAAGCAGGAAAGGGAGGCCCUCCAGAAGAGAGAGCAGGAACUGCGGGAACUGCGUCAUGCCUCUCGGCUUGCCAAAAAAAUCACCAUAGACUUUGCUGGUAGGCAGAUCCUGGAGGAGGACAACAGCAUGGCUGAAUACCACAACAAACUGGAUGAAACCAUUGAAGCCAUUAAUUGUGGCACGCUGGGCAAGCCAGUUGGGAGCCCAGAAGCCAAGACGACUAUGAGUUCUGGUGUUUUAGUGAACCCCCAUCUUCUUCAGCCUGCGCCUUUGUGGGUGGACCAAACUGGUUCGCUCCCACACAGGAAAGCCAUCCAUUCUGUGGACACUGGAAAUGAGCCUGGCUCAGAGAGGAACAGGUUGCGGAUUCAGGAUCGAGAGUUACAGGAAAUCUCAGACGAUGGUUGGUGCCUCAGCAUGCACCAGCCUUGGGCUUCCUUGCUUAUAAGAGGAAUCAAAAGGGUGGAGGGCAGGACCUGGUACACAUCUCAUAGAGGGAGGUUAUGGAUAGCAGCUACUGCUAAACGACCUUCCCCUCAGGAAAUCUCUGAACUGGAGGCCACCUACAGAAUGCUGCUCCGGAAAGAUGUGGAAUUCCCAAGUGAUUAUCCCUCUGGGUGCCUCCUAGGCUGUGUGGAUAUGACUGACUGCUUGUCACAAGAGCAAUUUAAUGAGCAGUAUCCGGAGUUGAGCCAGGAGUCUGGGUCUCCAUUUGUCUUCAUCUGCACUAAUCCCCAGGAGAUGAUUGUGAAGUUUCCCAUCAAAGGCAAACACAAAAUCUGGAAACUGGAUUCAAAGAUCCAUCAAGGAGCCAAGAAGGGGUUAAUGAAGCAGAAAGCGAUGGUGUGAGCCGUGGGGGAGCGGCGCCACGUUCCCACGCAGCUCGGGAUCUCGCCACCGCUGCUCUCGCUGGGACGCCUGGAGGUGCCAGGAUGGUGCACGGCUCUCUGGAAAGCAGGUGCUCGUGGGAAGAGGGAUCCAAAAGUGCUGUUAGAAAAGCCGAUACUGUUGUACGCAUUGGAUUCAAAAGUCAUUAAAAGGAGAAAUGUUUUCA
Dromaius novaehollandiae (emu) is the source of this 2173-nucleotide messenger RNA. It is a transcript of the gene TRIP4, whose product is annotated as thyroid hormone receptor interactor 4. Gene Ontology annotation, molecular function: transcription coactivator activity; zinc ion binding. Lineage: Eukaryota; Metazoa; Chordata; Aves; Casuariiformes; Dromaiidae. The coding region runs from base 217 to 1968 and encodes 583 amino acids. The transcript is spliced from 13 exons. Gene Ontology annotation, biological process: positive regulation of DNA-templated transcription. Gene Ontology annotation, cellular component: nucleus. The record is from RefSeq and is a predicted model, not a curated record.